ACAUGGCGCAGUCGGCAGGAAGAUAUGUUCGAGCCCCGCAGAGCGCGGAGGAAAACGACCUGUUUACCGAUUUAGCGGAGCAGCUUGCGGAAGAAAAGGAGAUGAGAGCACAUUUGGCAAAUGAACUUGAGCUUUCUCGCAAAGAGGUAGAAGAGCUUCGAGCUGGACUCCAUGCGAAGGACACGGGUAGUAACGUUGACAGUCAAAAUCCAGAAUUUGACGUACAAGCUGGUUUCAGCAGCACACAUCGCAUUCCAAGCCAUCCUGUUGCGUCUCGUAGUUUCGAGGAAUCGAGGUUCCUGUCAUCCAUGAACCAGCUGUCCGUCGCAUCCAUUAACGUCCCCGAGUGCAAAGCAGCUAAUGACGAACAAAUCCACAGACAUACUUUUGAAUUGUGGAAAGAUUUGCUCGUUGACUCGAUGAAGCUGGCAGGAAUUGAAGAAGAAUCGGUUAUGUAUACUAUCUUCAAGGUGAAGGCCGGACCUCGUCUACUGGAAAUUUUCAGAAAUACAAAGUCCGACGCCGAUGCCCCGGAUGCAGUAUUGGAACCGUUUUCGAAUGCCAUGCAUAGGCUUAAGACGUAUUUUGGCUCUGGGUCGGACGUUAUGUUGAUGAGGCGACGAUUGACAAUGAUGAUCCAGAAAGACGAGGAAUCCGAUCUGAACUUUAUAUUAAGGGUUGGUUCAACAGCUAGGCUAUGUGAAUACGACCAGAAUAAGGAAUUUGAUGAGAUAAUCUCAACGGUGGCAGAACAUGCUACAAGACGAGAUGUGCGAACCGCUGCGUUGAAAAUGUUGAAUCGCAAGUGCAACUUCACCGAUCUUGUCGAUAAAGUUCGGGAGCUGGAAGCAAUUCGACUCAAUGAAGAGUACGUUAUGCUAAAACGCGGGAAGCAGUCCGAUAAGACAUCAGCAGCACUGGUCGCUCCAUUACGGUUGACAACAAACUGGGAAGCCACUCGUUUCACUCGAGGAAAUGUGAAUAAUCGUGGAUACUCUGGUCGACGAGCCAACUGGCGCCCUUCGAGAGGCAGACAGUCGUUCACCGAAGGAAGGGUUCAACCAAAGACAUUCCAUCAGAACGGAGAAAGAUGUUGGCGGUGCUACAGCGUCUAUCAUUCGGCGGACGCCUGCAGGGUCAAAUCUAAGACAUGCAACAGAUGCGGAAUUGUGGGGCAUAUCCAGAGGGCGUGUACAAACACAAACUUUAAGCGCUCUGCUGAGGAAGCUUUGGAAACAGUGCCGGCCAAGAUCGCCGCUGUCGAGAAGGUAGAGGAAAUUACAGCCAUGGAAGAUAUGGUAUUUAACCACAACGAAAAAGGUCAAGUUAACUCUGGUCUUAGACAGCCAUCUACGCGUGCUUUUGAGUUGGAAGAAAAACCAAAAACAAAGGCUUCAUCAGUUUCGCUCGAACUGUCUUGGCCCAACAUUUUGGAAAACGAAAAUGAAUUUGACAAGCUUGAUACUAGAAAUAUAAAUGUUGUAAGUAUGGGUGAAUGGAAUUUAGAAAAGUUAAAAUUGAUUAGAUAUUUUUACACUAUCAUUAGCUGA
Messenger RNA from Armigeres subalbatus, 1550 nucleotides. RefSeq lists its product as uncharacterized. The transcript has 3 exons. The record is from RefSeq and is a predicted model, not a curated record. Bases 3 to 1550 code for a protein of 515 amino acids. Lineage: Eukaryota; Metazoa; Arthropoda; Insecta; Diptera; Culicidae. Gene Ontology annotation, molecular function: zinc ion binding; nucleic acid binding.